Pediculus humanus corporis (human body louse) is the source of this 768-nucleotide messenger RNA. RefSeq lists its product as uncharacterized. NCBI's taxonomy places the organism in Eukaryota, Metazoa, Arthropoda, Insecta, Psocodea, Pediculidae. The transcript is spliced from 4 exons. Bases 1 to 768 code for a protein of 255 amino acids. The record is from RefSeq and is a predicted model, not a curated record.
AUGAAUUUAUUUUUUUUCAUAGUUUUGGCACUUACGCCAAUUAUUAUUAUUAUUAUUAAAGGAGAACAAAUUGUAAUAAAUAGAGAAAGUGAUUUCGUUAAAAUAUUUUCAAAAUGUCGGAAAGGUAGUCCGGAUUUUGACGAAUGUAUAAAAAAUGGGGUGAACGCUGCCAGGCCAUAUUUUAAAACGGGUGUCAAAGAAUUCAACAUACCCCCUUUUGAUCCAUUUUACGCAGAGGAAGUCGUUCAAGUGCGUGGGAGUCACGGAUUAUACUAUAAGCUAACAAUAAGAAACGUUUACGAAAGAGGAUGGACUAAUUCGCACGUGUAUAAAUUUCAAAGCGAUUUAAAUAAUCAACUGAUACGUUAUCAUCAAUUUUUUCCAGCCAAAUAUUUAGACGGGUCGUGGGAAAUUGAAACGAAUAUUUUCAAACCUUAUAAAAAUUCUGGAACGUUCAAUUUGGGCCUAUUCAAUUACACUCAAGUAACAACGGCAGGAGUUAAAAAAGGUUAUCACGCUGAUCCCAAUGCACCUUUUCACGUGAGGAUACAAGCUCUUCAAUGUGGAAACAUGGAACUGCACAUAAAAAAUUUAAUACCAUCAUGGCGUUCUUCCGGAGAUCAGUUUGUCGACAGUCUUAUCAGAAUCGGUUGGAAACCUGGAUUCGAAUUAUCAAAACCUAUAAUUGACGAUCUCGUGAGCACGGCAUUCACGAAAAUAUUCAACGACGCGUUUAAAAAUUUCCCGUUCGAUAAAUUUUUUAAUUAA